Loxodonta africana (African savanna elephant) is the source of this 3732-nucleotide messenger RNA. It is a transcript of the gene HSF2BP, whose product is annotated as heat shock transcription factor 2 binding protein. Lineage: Eukaryota; Metazoa; Chordata; Mammalia; Proboscidea; Elephantidae. The coding region runs from base 377 to 1381 and encodes 334 amino acids. The record is from RefSeq and is a predicted model, not a curated record. Gene Ontology annotation, cellular component: cytosol. The transcript is spliced from 9 exons.
CAGCUAGCGCGGUGGGAGCCCUGGCGGUGGGGCCCGGCCGCCCAGCCGUCCAGCCGCCCAGCCGGGGUUGGGUCACCCCUUCGCGCCUUCACGUCUUCGCGGUCUUUGGUUGCCAGAAUUCAAAACGCACUCAGGACCGUUGACGGCGCGGUCAGCCGGGUUCACGAGAUUCAGGGAAAGCUGAAGCGGGGUCCCGCUGAGCCCACCCCUUGCGCCCCGGGCCGAGCGUGCUCCGCAAACUCACCCACGUUUGAGCCUCGCGGCUGUCCGUACCUAACCCGCAGCUGAACACGUUCCCGCGCUUUCCAGCCAAAGGGGGCAGAGGGCGCCGCGCAGGCGCAGAAGUGAGCAGGCGCAGAAGCGAGCAGGAGCGGCCAUGGGCGAGUCCAGCAGCGCUGAGGAGGCCUGCCGGCACGUGGGGACUAAAGAAGAAUUUGUUAAAGUCAGAAAGAAGGACUUGGAACGGCUGACAACUGAAGUGAUGCAAAUACGAGACUUCUUACCCAGGAUACUAAAUGGGGAGGUACUGGAAAGCUUCCAGAAAUUAAAGAUUGUAGAAAAAAACCUGGAAAGGAAAGAGCAAGAAUUAGAGCAGCUGAGAAUGGAUUGCGAACACUUUAAGGCCCGCCUGGAAACUGUGCAAGCAGAUAGCAUGAGGGAGAAGAAGGAGAAACUGGCUCUUCGACAACAGCUGAAUGAGGCAAAGCAGCAGUUGCUGCAGCAAGCUGAGUAUUGCACAGAAAUGGGGGCAGCAGCUUGCACCCUCCUGUGGGGUGUCUCCAGCAGCGAAGAGGUUGUCAAAUCCAUCCUGGGAGGAGAUAAAGCCCUCAAGUUUUUCAACAUCACUGGUCAGACAAUGGAGAGUUUUGUGAAGUCCCUUGAUGGGGAUGUCAAGGAGCUUGAUUCCGAUGAGAAUCAAUUUGUUUUUGCUUUGGCUGGGAUUGUAACAAACGUGGCUGCCAUUGCCUGUGGCCGUGAAUUCUUGGUGAACUCAAACCGGGUGCUCUUGGACACCAUACUGCAGCUUCUGGGGGACCUGAAGCCAGGACAGUGCACCAGACUUAAAGUGCUAAUGCUGAUGUCCUUGUACAAUGUGAGCAUCAAUCUGAAAGGCCUAAAGUACAUUAGCGAGAGCCCAGGAUUCAUCCCUUUGCUGUGGUGGCUCCUUGGUGACCCAGAUGCAGAAGUGUGUCUCCAUGUGUUGCGUCUGGUCCAGUCUGUGGUUCUAGAACCAGAAGUCUUCUCCAAGGCAGCCUCCGAGUUCCGGAGUUCCCUGCCUCUGCAGCGCAUCCUGGCAAUGUCAAAGAGCCGCAACCCGCACCUCCAGAGCGUGGCCCAGGAGCUCCUGGAAGACCUGCGAGUUCUGGAGCAUGAUGCAUAGGGGUGCUUGCUUGUCCACAGAGGGUUUGGUAAAAAUGCCAGUGUUCCUUCCCUGCCCCCAUGCCCCUUACUUUGCGUUUUAAAAACUAUCACCGUGUGCCAUGAGUUGCGAAUGGCUAAAUGUGAUUGACUAGAGAUGGAUGUGAAUUGAGAUAUGUAUCCUACUUAGCUUCCUCUUAUAGGUGAAGUACUUGUAGAUGGUUGGUUAAUCUUUCCAAAGGUGAACCUGAAAAGACCCGUCCUUCCAGAAAGGUCUUCUGUACCUGGAAGCUCUAAGAGUGGUUUCUUGCUGCUUAAACUUUCUGUGACCUCUAGGUUCACCUGUAAAAAUGGGAGCUUAAAGAAUCAUCUACCCCACUGGUCAGCAUUUUCCUGAGGUACAUUUAUUUUGAAAAACAAUUCAUAAUUAUAAUUAAUUCCCCCAAAUGCAGGUUUACUUUUGGUAAACCUGCUAUUUCAGAUGACAUCUUAGUUCUAUAUUUUUGUGCCUCUUUUAUUUUUGAAUAAAGAAAGUCAGAAGCCUCAUUGAUGUGUUUACAACUAUUGUUUCCUGUAAUAUUAUAAACUUAGGGAAUUAUUUUCCUUUUGUAUAUUAUACAUACACAUGAUUGAAUCGGAAUCGACUCGAUGGCAGUGGGUUUGGUUUUUGGGUUUACACAUGGUUGCUAUAAAAACCUCUCCUUACAUUGUUCUGGUCCCUUUGGCUAUAAAAACUUAGAAGUUUGGUUUUUCUUACAGCAAGUAUCAUAAAAACAGCAUCAUAGAUUUGAACACAUAUAAUUGUUUGAAAUUCUGUAAAUGAUCAUCAUUUCUCUGUUCUGUACAUGGGUGUCUUAGUUAUCUAGUGCUGCUAUAACGGAAAUACCACAAGUGGAUGGCUUUAACAAAGAGAAGUGUAUUUUCUCGUAGUAAAAGUAGGCUAAAAAUCCAAAUUCAGGGCAUCAGCUCCAGGGGAAAGACAUUCUCUCUCUGUUGGCCUUCUCAUCAGUGUUCCCGUGGACAAGGAGCUUCUUCACACAGGGACCCUGGGCCCAAAGGACACACUCUGCUCCCAGUGUUUCUUUCUUGGUGGUAUGAGGUCCCCCUGUAUCUCUGCUGGCUUCUCUCUUUUAUAUCUCAAGAGAUAACCUCAAGACACAAUCCAAUCUUGUAGGUUGAGUCCUGGCUCCUGAACACAAUUGCUGCCCCUCCUCCCUCAUUAACAUCAUAGAAGCAUGAUUUACAACAUACAGGAAAAUCACACAAUACUGGGAAUCAUGGCCCAGCCCAGUUGAUACACAGUUUUUGGGGGACAUAAUUUUAUCCAUGACAAUGGGUAUGUCUGUAUACCAGGGCCCCCCACCCAUGUGUAGCUGCCUCAUCUGCUUGUCAGGACAUCUAGCUUGUGAUGUAGGCCACUAGCCGAAAACAAAGGAGAAUGCACUUGCUUCUCUCAGAAACCAUGACGUGUGAGAGUGAAAGCUGCCAUUUCAGUUAGUCCUUAAAGUCACAUCAGGCAGCAUGUUCCCUACUUCAUUCUGUUGCUGCUGCCCCCAUAUGACUCUGUAGGACUGUAAGAGCGAGGCAUGUGCGGGCAUCACCUUCCACAGGCAGUCCGAGGUACACUGAGAGGCUGUCUCUGCUGUGUGUGUUGUGUUUUAAAAUAACUUCACUUUUCUUUUUAGUAGGUUUUUAUGGCCAAUGUGCAGUGUGGGGCUGAGGCUGAAUGGAGGAGCGAGAGGAAGGCACAGUUGCUUGAAUUUCACAAACCAACAUAUUGUGCAGCAUUAGCUCUUUGGUGCCAGGGAAAUGUUGUAAAAGGCAAUUUAAAAUUCAUGGAAGCAGAAAUUUGUCCAUCUGUGCUGUGUGGCUGUGUAGGUCCUGAUUAUUGGUGAAUAAAACAGAGGAUGCUGUGUUUUUGUACUUAUUCUAGCAUGGUAUCAUUUUCUUUUUGGUUGUUACUCGUUUGUUAAGGUAAGGUGAUAAACUGGUGUAAUUGGUUUUUGCCCCCUCUAGAACUGCAGGGUUUUUUCCUGCCAGAGAUGGAUGGGGUCAGUAGGGUAUAGAGAGAAAACUGGACCAGACUCUUGAGUGUUGCACAGUUUAGCUAAUUAGUAGGUGGCAUUUUUUUUUUUUUUUUAUGAUUAAGAAGGAUGUCUUUCCUCCUGAUUUUAAGGUGCUAAAGGUAAGGUAAGGAGAGUUCUUAUUAAAGCUCCAUCAGGAAGAAACAGCUGACAGGUACAUGCUCUGUGUAUCACAGAAAAGGCGCUGAAGGCCAAUUUGAAGGAGUAAAUAGCUUCUCUGAUAUUGCAGCUCUUCAUAUGAAGGUUAAGAGAAAAGCAUAGAUUCUUUCAUUUUCCUGUAUCUAACAAU